GAAUUGCUGGUUUUUAUUGCCCCCCCCCCCUUUUUUUUUCAUUCAGCUCUCUGGAGCGACCCUUACACAGCUGUUGAGCAACCGACACCAUGUCACAACGCCCCACGACUGGGAUGCGCCUCGGCACUGGCCGCAUCGGCACGGCUGCCCGGCGCGGCACAGCCGGUAUCCGCAUCGGCACGGGCCGGGUCGGCACGGCUCGGCUGGGCACCGCCGCUCGUGCUGUGGCGGGUGGCGUCCUCACCACCCAGGUGGCAGUGGGACAUCGACCUAUGACCCAACAAGGCCUUGGCGGAACGCAGCGCCUGGCAACACAGGCUGGCCAAGGACGUGUUGUUUUAGAUGAAACCUACUUUCUCGGCGCCCUGCGCUCCAAGAGCUCAGAACUCAGCAAUGAGAUCAACCGCAUGCGCGAUGAAAUUGCCAAGUUUGAACGCCAGGCUGACUCAUAUGUAGCAUUUGAAAAGAAGGCCGAAAAAUUGGCCGCCGAAAUCAAGGGUCUUCAAGGCCAGCUUGCCGAUACCAACCUCCUCCUUGACCACCUGCGCACCAACACGGACAUGGCUGACGUAGCGGAGGAUCGCAAGGAGCUCAAGGCAGCCAACGACAUCAAGCAAGCCGAAAUUGACAAGAUUUUUACCGAACGCCAAACCUUGGAGCGCCAAGUCAAGACUGUGGAGGAAGAGAUGGAACGUCAAAAGUCAGCCGAUGACGCUCUGACCGAGAACAUGACCCCAGACCAACGCGCCCGGUAUGACGAGCUCAAGGCUGCCAGCACUGAAUACAAAGCCAAGGCCGAAGCCCAGCAAACGCAACUGGAGGAUUUGACCAAAACGCUGGAGCAGCUGGAGCGCGAACUGGCCUCUGCACCACUCAAGCGCGAGGCCGUGGCCUUGACCGAUCAGCUUGCCGCUCUCAAGCAGAAAGAAGCCACCCUCAUGGAGCAGAUUGAGCAAGAAAAGGCCGAGUCGCCCGAACAGCAGCGUGAGCGCCUUCUGACUCAGGUGAAGACGGACAACCAGGACAUUGCAGCCAUGGAGCGCAAAAUGGGUGAGGCCCAGCGCGAGAUUGACCGUCUGACCACUGAGCUUGACGAGAUGGAAGAAGGGGAUGCUCAAGAAGACGAGGAGAAGCGCCAAAAAUACCAGCAAUUGGUCAAGCAUGACCAAGAAAUGAAUGAGUUUAUGUCAUCUUUCGAGGCCACCAUGGCCGACGCCACCGAGCGCGUUGAGGAGCGUGAGCAACACGUGCAGGAGCUCUUGGAAGCCAUCUCGCGCCACAUGGAUCAUGCCAAGCAGUUGCCAAGCACCGAGGAUCACACGCACCUGCGCGAUGAUCUGGCGUUCAAGGAGCGAGAAAUGCAGCGCUCCGAAGCGACUGCGCAGAGUUUGGAGGGCAAGCGCGCGGGUCUGGCACGCGAUUUGCGUAAUGUGGAACAGAUUGAAGAUAAGAUUGCCUCGGAGAUGGCUGAGCUGAAGGAACAACUUCGCACCAUGCGAGAGGAAUUGGUGGUGUACUCGGAUACGGACCGCCUGACGCGGGACAUUGAGGAGGAACGUCGGGCGCUUGCGCAGGAGAAGCGCCGCUGCAUGGUCCGCAAGGAAGCCGUCAAGCGCGUCGUGCAGGAGCUGGCUGCCCAACACGAGAAACUCAAAGCCCAGAUGCAGAAAAACGAAACAUGGACCCAAUUGCUCAACCUUGAAAAGAAAUGGCAGCACUACGAAAAGAACAAUUUUGUGAUGCGCGACAUCAUUGCCAGCAAAACGAAGGAGGCAGAUCAUGAAGCAGCAGCAGGUCGCGUGCGCGGCGUUAUGCAGUCCCUGCAGGAAAAGCUGCAAGUUCAGUAUGCUUAGGCAUACACGUACCGUUUGGUCUCCAACAUUAGGCUGGGCUUUUGACUGUCAAUUGAGGUGCCCAUGCCCAUCUAAUCACACACACCCCUGUAGUUGCCUCAUCUAAAUCUAUGAUGAAAGUAC
This is a messenger RNA of Monosiga brevicollis MX1, 1976 nucleotides long. RefSeq lists its product as uncharacterized. Gene Ontology annotation, cellular component: cilium; centrosome; intraciliary transport particle B. The transcript is spliced from 13 exons. Lineage: Eukaryota; Choanoflagellata; Craspedida; Salpingoecidae. Gene Ontology annotation, molecular function: beta-tubulin binding. The record is from RefSeq and is a predicted model, not a curated record. The coding region runs from base 90 to 1853 and encodes 587 amino acids. Gene Ontology annotation, biological process: cilium assembly; intraciliary transport involved in cilium assembly.